UAGAAAGAAGAACCGUAAUAUAAAUAUAACCUAACUUAAUUUGAUUUAGUUAAAUUUGACCAUUUGCCGGUUUGUUGUUUUUUUAUUUUCGAUUUUCGAAGUAAUAGUUGAUCGCAAUGUCUGCAUUUCAUGUAAUCAAGCAAUUAGAAGACAAAAAUGUACCGAACGAAAUUAAUUUUAUGAUCUGGAGCGAUCGAAUGGACUUAGUGGCACUUUCAAAUGUAAAAGGAGAGGUAGCAUUACACAGAUUAUCCUGGACCAGAGCUUGGAAUUUGAGUCCUCCUAAAGAUAAUUUACAAGUGAACGCAAUAGCUUGGAGACCCGAUGGAAAAGUAUUAGCUGUUGGUUAUAAUUCAGGUGAAGUUCUACUAAUUAGCGUGGAAAACAAGAAAACAUUGAAUGUUAAAGAUGCCCGAACAGAAAUAACAUGCUUAAAAUGGGUACAAGAAAAAGUCGAAUUGAAAUCGAACGACAGUUUGAAUUUAAAAGAAGAACAACCAAAAGAUUACAUGAAAUACAUAGACUUAACAAAGUUGUAUUUAAAAGAUCCACCAAUGAAUGGUUCCUCGGAUUCCUCGACUCCAGGAGAUACCAAAGAAACUAACUUCUUGCAAGAACAAACUGAAUUAAACUUAUUACUUGUUGGCACAAAAGAUGGUUAUCUUCACAUUAGAGUUUUUGGUUGUUUCACUUGCUCCAUAUUGAACAUUAAUGAUUAUUUAGGAUCUGCUUGUUCAAUUGAAGACAUUCAUAUCAGCGAAGAUUUGAGUAAAAUAUUCGUAACAGUUAAAGAUGCUCAGAACAAUAUUAAAAUAGUCGUAAUAAACGCGCAAAUAUUCAAAACGCAUGUACAGGAACUGUUUUGUAUAGCGAUUAAGUACGUUAAAUUAGUGGAUCUAGUGAAGUACUUAACGAAUACUAUAACUAACAUAACAGAAACGUGGGAAAGUUUUUUACUGGAAUUCGAUCAUAAACUUUCCAAAUAUGCCAAAAAGGUGCCCGAAGGAGGUAUAACCGCUGAUUUUUUAGAUUUUUUAAUGUUUGGUAUUUGUGCACCGGAACUGGAAGAAUUUUUAAUGACUGAUUUAACUAAGAAAGGUUUAGAAAAGUUUGGUCAAACUAUCGAAAUGAGUUAUUCUAACAUACAAAAAUUACUAUUAAACAACAUAACAAAGUUUGGUCAAAAUUUGAGCUAUCACCUUGCAGAAUUAAGAGGAAUGGCACGAUUCGAACAUCGAUAUGGCAUAACGGGAAUAAACGAAGAUCAGAUAAAUAACGCUAUUCAAUCGACUGGAGCCUUUUUGAUAAAAGCCGGAGAAAUGCAACAAGUUAUUAAUCACUCUGUAAUUAAUUACAAAGCCUUCUUUCGAUGGUUAUACGGAGUUAUAUUAUACUUAACAGAUGAAGCUGUCUCCAGCGAAAUUCAUAAAACGGCCGAGCAAGACUUGACUUAUAUUACAGAAUUUCUGCAAAACUUUGACCAGAUAGGUAAUAAAGGCAAAGAAGGUCAGACUACAAACGGCUUCGUAAUGGAGCGUGUAGGUCAAUACUUAGCGGACGCUCCUCUUAAAAUAACUUCUGAUUUAGAUGGAAAUGAGUGGCAGAAUUUUUUGAGUAAAAACGAAUGCCUCCGCAAUCACGCGCACAUCUUGCAGCAUUAUAAAAGUACCUCUUUGAUACAGCAAUUUAAAGAGCUAGCUGUUAAUAUAUCGGACAUAUUUGACACCCCCAAAAUGAAAUUGCAAUCGGAAUUCAAGGCAUCUUACGUAUUCGACUUUUUCGAUUUUAACGCAGAACCUCUGAAAAUGUCGAGCAUCAAUGUAACCAAAGAAAUGAUGUUGUUUAGUUUCAUAGAACCUUCCACGAAUAUUUAUUUGCUACAAGUUCACGUAACUGACGAUAAAUGCUUGGCGCGUUAUGGAAAAUUCCAUUUCACUCAGUCUACAGAGGAUAAUUCUCAAGUGUACGAUAUACUAGACAUCGCAUUCUAUUCGAAUAACAUCCUGUCUGUGCUUUUACAAGAAAAUUCUCCGUACAAACUAGCAGUUUUGCUUCAAUUUUCUCUGCCAUCCGCUUUGGAUAAUCUCGUAGAAAUCGACAUACAUUCCAAAAUAAAUCGACAAACUCUGCCCAACUCCGAUGGUUCUUUGAUAUCACCGAAAUUGAUUAAAAAUGUGGAAAUGUCCGCUUCGCGCUUCGCUGUAUCCGGCGCAAGAAGAGUGAGCAUCGUUUUAUCAGAGAAUAAACGGAAAGUAAAGCUAUUUGAAAUGGAAGCCGAAGAGGAAGACGAAGAAGACGCCGAUAUGACUUGCAAUACUUCCAAAGAUGAGAGCAGACAGGACAGAUCUUCAAAUGAUGUUUCGUUAUAAUUUGGUUUAUCUAAUUUCUGCUCCUCCGAAAGAAAUGUAACAAGUACCAUGGCUCGGAUGAAUCUAAAAAAAAUGUAUAAAUAUUAACUUAAAGGGUUGGAGAAAAUUGGCAGUUUUUAUUACUUUGCCUAUCGUUAAAGAGCCCUGGUGAAAAACCCUUCCAAUGUACAAUGUUUCUCCUUGUUUAGUCCUUCCGCCUACAACAGCAUUGGACGGCACUCUUCCAUUCGAAUCGGAAGUCCAUUCUGGGCGAAGGUUGCACAAAACCUUUAAAUAGUUAAUACAGAGAAAAUGUGAAGAGGAAAGGAAUUAAAUAUGUACUUACUUGGUACGAAGUUUUCAGGUGUUCUUUACCGUUGUAAGCUAUAUAACAGGCGUUUCUUCCGGGCACUAUUUUGGCUGGUAGCGUAUCUCCUUCGUGAUAUGCUUUCCCAAUGUAGAUAGCGUGUCCAUCAAUGUCUGUUCCGGCUCUAACAGCUGUGGAUGGUAUUCCUCUUCC
Molecule: messenger RNA, 2868 nt
Organism: Phyllotreta striolata
Lineage: Eukaryota; Metazoa; Arthropoda; Insecta; Coleoptera; Chrysomelidae
Source: the annotation of a GenBank genome assembly